CCCUCUCUCUCUCUCUCUCUCCACACGCAGUCUUUUUCCAUACCACCCGGUCGUUCAUUGUUACCAUACACAUAAAUAAUAAUCAAAAACAAAACACUUCAAUUUAAUUCUCUUUUUUAUCUCAGUCUACACCAACAACAAGAAAAAAAUAGCAUUCCAUUCUCUCCUCUUCCUCCUCCUCUGCUUUCCCCUGUUCAUGGCCUUGCCUCAAGGCCUUCAAAAAUAACUAUCUUGUCCAACAUGACUCUUGUCUGGCGCCACCACCGGACCACCAUCGUCCGGCUUGACAUUGACUGGUCUUUUGUUCUCCGGUUUGGUGUUCUCCGCCGGUUCUUUCGCUUUCUCUGGGAUCAAUUACUCUCUUGCUCUUCACCUUCCCUUUGUGGUGCUCGGCUUCGCUACCAUCGUCUCAAACUAAAGUCUUGCUUUCAUGAGCCUCAGGUUGAUGAUGUCUCGGAGGCGGCCACUUUGGUCACCCCAGCCUCAUCUCACUUUUCCGGUGAUCUUUCCGACGUCUUGGCUCUCAAGGUUAGCCUUCUUGGUGAUUGCCACAUUGGAAAGACCAGCUUCAUGAAUAAGUAUGUUGGGGAGAUGAAUCAGGAUGAACAGAAGGGGUUGCAGAUGAAUGGAUUGAAUUUGAUGGAUAAGACUAUGGUGGUUAGAGGAGCUCGUAUUGUUUUUAGUAUUUGGGAUGUUGGAGGUGAUCAAAGAUGUGUUGAUCAUGUCCCUAUAGCUUGUAAAGAUGCAGUGGCUAUUCUUAUCAUGUUUGAUCUUACUACAAGGUCUACUCUUAAUAACUCUAUUAAUUGGUAUUUAAGAGCAAGAAAAUGGAACAAGACAGCAAUUCCUGUUCUAAUUGGGACAAAGUUUGAUGACUUUGUUCAGCUUCCACCUGAAAUGCAAUGGACAAUAGUAAAUGAGGCAAGAGCAAGUGCAAAGGCCAUGAAUGCAACACUGUUCUUCUCAAGUGCAACACAUAAUAUAAAUGUAAACAAGAUAUUCAAGUUCAUCACAGCCAAGCUCUUCAAUCUGCCAUGGAAUGUGGAGAGAAAUCUUACAAUUGGAGAGCCAAUUAUAGAUUUUUAAGCUCUGUUCUGUUUUUUUGGCAAAUGAGAGAGUGAGAGAGAGUUUGAGUUUGUACAUAGAGAUCACUAAGGACAUAUUUCAUAUAUAUAUAUAUAUAUAUAUGUAUGUCAAAAA
Molecule: messenger RNA, 1200 nt
Organism: Dioscorea cayenensis subsp. rotundata (Guinea yam)
Lineage: Eukaryota; Viridiplantae; Streptophyta; Magnoliopsida; Dioscoreales; Dioscoreaceae
Product: septum-promoting GTP-binding protein 1-like
Molecular function (GO): GTPase activity; GTP binding
Source: RefSeq, a predicted model, not a curated record